Messenger RNA from Magnusiomyces paraingens, 687 nucleotides. RefSeq lists its product as uncharacterized. The transcript has 3 exons. The record is from RefSeq and is a predicted model, not a curated record. The coding region runs from base 1 to 687 and encodes 228 amino acids. Lineage: Eukaryota; Fungi; Ascomycota; Dipodascomycetes; Dipodascales; Dipodascaceae.
AUGUCUUCUUCUUCUUCUCUUCCUUCAAACGUUCACGUCUCUUCCCACCCUGUUCUCCACGCUAAAAUUUCAGCGCUUAGACAGGCUGGCUCUGCUAAGGAUACCCGCACACUUGUGAGCGAGAUUUCAUCGCUGCUGGCAGCUUGGGUCUCUGGUGACGCCUUUUCUGUUCAACCAGGUCCUUCUGCAGUAUCAGCAACUGGUACCACUUAUACCACCGCUGUGGCAUCUCCAUCGUCAUAUGUUUUAAUUCCUAUUUUGCGCUCAGGUUUGGGCAUGGUUGAUUCCUUUUUAUCUCUCUUACCUUCUUCGGAAACCCCAGUGUACCAUCUGGGUCUGUUUCGCGAAAAAAUCUCUCUGAGCCCUGUUGAAUACUACAACAAACUUCCUAAGCAGCCUUUUGACACUGCUUUUGUCCUGGACCCUCUGAUUGCCACUGGUGGUACUGCAGAGGCCGUCGUGGCCACUCUCAAGGAAUGGGGUGUCAAGAAGAUUUAUCUUGUCUCUGUCAUUGCAUCCAGUGCAGGCAUUUCGCGUUUGUUUGAGGAAUUGUCACCCAAGGACUUUGAAGAUGGCCUGCUGGAAUUGUAUGUUGGUGCUGUUGAUGAUGAGCUGUCGGCAACAGGCUACAUUUUGCCUGGUGUUGGCGACCUUGGUGACCGCCAAAACAACACGAGCCACGACUGA